AUGCCCGCAGAAGGCCGGAUCAUUGACGACCCUCCCAAGUACGACCGGAGUCGACCGCUCCCGUCCAUGGAGCUCGCGUACCAAUACAAGCUGCCCAAUUGCCCCGGCAAGUCAAGCAUCGGACUGCUCGUCACGUUCCCACCGAACUCGUCUACCCCGCCCCACCGACACGCAGGAGCCGCGGCGUCCGCCCUCGUCCUGUCGGGAAGCCUCGUCAACAAGAUGAACAACGAACCGACAAGAGUGUUUGACAAGGGCGGCAGCUGGUUCGAGGCGCCUGGCUGCCAUCACAAGGUCAGCGACAACUACAGCACGACGGAGACCGCCACGCUGUUGGCAACGUUGGUGGUGGACACCGAGGUCGUGGAUAAGGGUGGCAUCGCAGCGCUCGUGGAGCUCGACGAAGAGUACAGGGACAUUAAGUUCUAG
Molecule: messenger RNA, 429 nt
Organism: Purpureocillium lilacinum
Lineage: Eukaryota; Fungi; Ascomycota; Sordariomycetes; Hypocreales; Ophiocordycipitaceae
Source: RefSeq, a predicted model, not a curated record